Molecule: messenger RNA, 1734 nt
Organism: Aspergillus ochraceoroseus IBT 24754
Lineage: Eukaryota; Fungi; Ascomycota; Eurotiomycetes; Eurotiales; Aspergillaceae
Product: putative C6 transcription factor RosA-like
Exons: 4
Coding region: 1-1734 (577 amino acids)
Biological process (GO): regulation of transcription by RNA polymerase II
Molecular function (GO): DNA-binding transcription factor activity, RNA polymerase II-specific; zinc ion binding
Source: RefSeq, a predicted model, not a curated record
AUGGCUGGUCCUGGCGGUGGUCCCCCUCGCAAGAGUCACACCAAGUCGCGAUUCGGUUGCAAGACCUGCAAGCGACGCCACAUUCGAUGUGACGAGAGCUUCCCUCAAUGUCGAAAUUGCACCAAACAUAACUGUCGUUGCGACUAUAUGGACGUCGCGACGGUCCAAGACGAGUCGACCGCGAUUCGCAACGUCCCAGACCUGUUGAUGUCGGCCGAGAUCGAAAUGGAGAUCAAGAACUGGCAUCUUACGGGUCUCCCUCCGUUCCCGGAACUCAUGCACUUCCCACGGACCUGUUGGAAUCAACUGUCCCGAACGGAUCUUCGUCUCAUUCAUCAUAUCAUCGGCUUGUCUAUCGAUCUUCACCGACGCGGCUUGAGCCACUGUACCAUUUGGGCGCAGAAGAUGCCUACAUUCCUCUCUGUUGCUAUCUCCCAUGACUUCGUCAUGAGCUCGAUCCUCACCCUGUCUGCUGCACAUCUCGCGUGGAUCACACGGAAUCAGGAAACCGGACAGUUGGCUUUCCAUCACCGGGGUGUGGCGAUCCGGGGACUACAGAAAGCGAUCGGUGCGUUCUGUAAGGGGAACUGUGAUGCAAUCCUGGCUGCGUCUAUCCUGCUUUCAUGGCAGGACUGUGAAUGGCCAAGUUGGGCAUCUUUGCAACAGGGAUUGACCUCAGUCCUUGAUUCAAUGCCCCAGAUGUGGAAGCAGGAGUCAGAGCUCGCCUUUUUUGUGCAUAACCAACGGUAUAUGGGCAGCGCCACCUCCCCUCUUCUAUCUGGCUACCGGUUCCAGGACGAGGACCUAGUCAGCCUCGAGAGCACGAUCAUGACGCUUCAAACCAUUCAGAAACGCGUUGCACACAACCACGAGCACUACCGGCGAAUCGGAGAACUGCUCGACUUUGUUCGACAUUUCCAGCGAGAUCUUCUAUCGUUAACCCCCGAGCAAGUCUUUGAACGCGUGCAGCCUCUACGACAGUGGCUGUUCUGGCUUCCACCCGCCAUGCUCCGCGGAGGUGAAGGCGAUACGGGUGCGCUCGCUAUUCUCGCUCAGUUCUUUGGCGUUGGAGUCGCCCUGGAUAGUCUCUUCCCGGAUUUGGGAGGCUUCUACCUGGGCCCGAUGUCAGUCGGACCGAUCGAAGAGAUCUACCGCACCAUCUACUCUAGAAGCGCGACGGCGCCUUACAACCCCGACGUCCAACUCGCCAUGUCCCUCAUGGAACUCCCCCGCCAUCUCGCAGCCAGGUAUCGAGCCCGGUUGCAAUGGUCUCCGCGCCCCUCGGUCGAAUACUGCUCCCCUCCACCGACCAGUCCCUACCACGUCCAGGAUUACUGCCUAGCAUCGUCGUCUUCUCCCUCCUCCACGACUGCCACCUAUACACCUUACACUCCACGUCUCCAGUCGCCCCCAGCGGUGACGAUUGCGAGCUCACCCUACGAUAUUCCCGGCGCAUUCGUAACCGCUCCAGGUACCACCCAGAGCCUGUACCCUUCCCCGCGACUUCUCUCGGAUCCCCGAGAGGAUCUCUCCGACUGCAGCCACCCCAGUUCGCUGCAACAUUCUCCCGCUUACCCAUCGCCAUAUCUGGAAGAUAUCAUGUGCGGACCCGUUGCUCGGGUUGAUGAGGGACUAGGGUUACAUUCCAUGGAUCUCUUUGAAGAGGGCCCUCAUUCUGUUGCUGGCGGGUACAGUGCGCCUGAGUCUUGUUGGACAGGAAGCAUUUGCACUUGA